This is a messenger RNA of Chaetura pelagica (chimney swift), 855 nucleotides long. RefSeq names its product ceroid-lipofuscinosis, neuronal 8 (epilepsy, progressive with mental retardation) (gene CLN8). The record is from RefSeq and is a predicted model, not a curated record. Gene Ontology annotation, cellular component: endoplasmic reticulum; membrane. Gene Ontology annotation, biological process: lipid homeostasis. Lineage: Eukaryota; Metazoa; Chordata; Aves; Apodiformes; Apodidae.
AUGAAUCCUACAAGUGAUGAUCCAGUGUUUGGGACCAUUUUUGACUGGGACUAUCUCUUAUGGGAAGUUCGUUUGAUGUUUUUAGCUGCUGGUUUUUUUAUCUACUUGGGAGUAUUUCUUCUGUCUCACUGGUUGUCUUCAUGGAUAAGUAGCAGUUACCGUUCCUUGUAUGGAAAGGAGAAGGUGUUUUGGAACAUGGCGGUCACACGUGGUGUGUUUGGACUUCAGAGUUGUGUUGCUGGCUUAUGGGCUUUGCUCAUAGAUCCUGUUUUUUAUGCUGACAAAGUGUACUCACAGCAAAAAUGGAGUUGGUGUAACUGUUUAAUAGCUGCUGGAUUUUUCUUGCUUGAAAAUGUAGCUGUUCACAUGUCCAACAUUAUUUUUAGAACAUUUGAUGUGUUUGGUAGUUCACCACUUGCUUGCUUUUGGUGGCUUGGCUGGCCUGGUAAUAACGUGAAAUCUGGACAUUAUCUGCCUUUGAUGGGAAUGUUGCUGGAGAUGAGUACUCCCUCAACGUGCAUUUCCUGGAUGCUUCUAAAGGCUGGCUACGCUAAUACCUUUUUCUGGAAGGCAAACCAGUGGGUGAUGAUCCACCUGUUUCACUGCCGCAUGAUUCUUACUUACCACAUGUGGUGGGUGUGUAUUUUCAAUUGGAAUUCUGUGAUGGAAAAUCUGGGGCUUCUUCAUUUUAUGGUUUUAUUCUCGGGAUUAUUUGCUGUCACACUAAUACUUAACCCAUACUGGACAUACAAAAAGACUCAACAACUCCUCAGUCCAACUGAUUGGAACUUUGAAAAUAAAGCAACGGAAAAUGGAAAAUUAAAUGGUGAAACACAUGAAAAGAAGAGGAUUUAG